AUGAUAUCGGAUCGUUACAACCAUUCAAGCAAUCGAGGCGAGUGGGAAGAGUUCGGAAUAGCCUGCUGACAUGGACGUCAGGGAGAACAAGGACCUAAUCUGGCGAAUGCGGUCAUCUGGCUGACUUUUCCUGCCGAAUCAGCGACUUCGCAUUCAUUUCAGCGACUUUACCUAUGGCCGCCGUCUGGAUCUAUUUAAGACCGACUAGCAAGCUCCGAAGACUCCUUUAUAUCUCUGCUUCGAUUCACUAGGAUCGACUUUGAACCCACGACGACUUACAGAGAAGAUGGCCUCAGAGAGUGUAGCAAACAAGGCCGUGUCGAAUGGAAUUCCUCCUCCAACAGUGGAACUUCCGUAUCCUGACCGGGCGGAGAUCAUCACUAACAACCUCUUGAAGCUCACCGACCUUGCGACGAACCCACGGACGAAGUUCAUAUUCAAGAAUCUGGUCGUGAAGUUGCAUGAGUUCAUCAAUGAAACGAGUAUCACAACAGCAGAAUGGAUGACCACCCUCGAGUUCCUCACCCGCACUGGCCAAACCUGCACACCUCUUCGCCAAGAAUUCAUCCUCCUCUCCGAUAUCCUUGGAGUUUCUGCCCUUGUCGACGCGCUCAACAACCCACCGGUGGGCAACUCGACGGAGAGCAGCGUGUUGGGUCCGUUCUUCACCGAGGAUGCACCAGAUGUGAGCAAUGGCGACUCGAUUGCGUCGGAGGGCAAGGGCGAGUACAUGUUCGUCGAGGGAAGUGUACUUUCGACGAGUGGGAAACCCAUCCCGGAUGCCGUCAUCGAGACCUGGGAGACCGACGACAAUGGAUUCUAUGAUACGCAGUACAAGAAUCGCGAGAAGCCCGACUGUCGUGGUCGCCUGCGUUCCGGUCCAGAUGGCAAAUUUGGUUAUCGUGCCGUCGUACCCGUGGCUUAUCCUAUCCCUGGAGAUGGUCCUGUCGGAGAACUCCUCGUUCACCUAAACCGGCACAACAUGCGUCCUAACCACCUCCACGUCAUGAUCGAAGCCCCAGGAUAUGUCAAACUCACCACUGCUCUCUAUCCCGAUGGUGAUCCAUACAUGACGAGUGAUGCCGUGUUCGGUGUGAAGAAGAGUUUGGUCGUGCACUACAAAGACGUAGACGACGAAGCAGAGGCACGCAAGCGCGGUUUCCCGAAAGGGUCGAAAUUCAAGCUCUUGAAGUUUGAUUUCGUUCUCGUCACGAAUGAGGAAUCGAAGGCUGCGUUGGAACAGCAAGCGAAGGCUGCAGCGAGGAAUGCUGUUCAAUGAGCGACUGCAGACUCGCUUCUUUGUGAACUCAACCGCAUAGGGCAUAGGUUUCGUGAUGCAGAAGGGACAGGCUGAAGGAGGGUUGGGUUGAGGGGCUCGAGAGGAAUGCCUAUAUUCGGUAAGGAGCCGAAGUUGUAUCAAUACGCGGUGUACGAGUAGCAGGGUUGUGUGGUACGGUUCUCUUGUGACUGGAUGGAUCAUUGUAAACCGAUAUCUCAGCGUCUGCGUUCC
Stereum hirsutum FP-91666 SS1 is the source of this 1510-nucleotide messenger RNA. Its product is annotated as aromatic compound dioxygenase. Gene Ontology annotation, biological process: catechol-containing compound metabolic process. Gene Ontology annotation, molecular function: catechol 1,2-dioxygenase activity; ferric iron binding. The transcript has 8 exons. The record is from RefSeq and is a predicted model, not a curated record. Lineage: Eukaryota; Fungi; Basidiomycota; Agaricomycetes; Russulales; Stereaceae. The coding region runs from base 287 to 1279 and encodes 330 amino acids.